Kluyveromyces lactis is the source of this 600-nucleotide messenger RNA. It is a transcript of the gene RDI1, whose product is annotated as Rdi1p. Gene Ontology annotation, molecular function: Rho GDP-dissociation inhibitor activity; protein binding. Bases 1 to 600 code for a protein of 199 amino acids. Gene Ontology annotation, cellular component: cytosol; cytoplasm; membrane. Gene Ontology annotation, biological process: Rho protein signal transduction. The transcript has a single exon. The record is from RefSeq and is a predicted model, not a curated record. Lineage: Eukaryota; Fungi; Ascomycota; Saccharomycetes; Saccharomycetales; Saccharomycetaceae.
AUGUCUGAAGAAGAGGAGUUUAAACAAUUCGAUGAAGAAAACGAUACAUACAAAGUCGGGGAGAAGAAGACUGUAGAAGAAUACAAAAACUUAGAUGCUGAUGAUGAGGCGUUAAGAAAAUGGAAAGAUUCUUUAGGAUUGGGAGGUGAUGUUUUACCAUUGGAACAUCCUGGGGAUGAACGUCGUGUGGUGAUCCAGAAGAUUCAGUUGAUCGUUGACACAGAACCAGCGCCAAUUACGUUUGAUUUGACAAACGAGAAGACUUUGAAAGACCUGGCCUCAAAGAGAUACAAGAUCAAAGAAAAAUCUAUUUACCAUUUGAAGAUCACUUUCAAGGUUCAACACGAAAUUAUUACUGGCUUAAGAUACGUGCAAUACACCAAAAAGGCAGGCAUUGCAGUUGAUAAGAUUGAUGACCACUUGGGUUCGUAUGCUCCAAAUACCACAAAGAACCCAUUUUAUGAGGUGGAAUUGCCUGAAUCUGAAGCGCCAAGUGGUUUCCUUGUUCGCGGGAAUUAUUCUGCAGUCUCAAAGUUCAUAGAUGAUGAUAAGAACAACCAUUUGACUUUGAAUUGGGGUGUUGAAAUUGUGAAAAGGUGA